UAACAAGGUAUCGACUGUGAAGUGGAAGCUGUGUGGAGUUAACCGUCUGGUUGAUCAAAUUUGCUGUAAUGAAAUGAAAAACGGAAGAGGCCAGUGAAGUGGACAGGAAGAUGGACAUUUUGAUGUGAUAAACAUAAAUGAUGCUCAUUUAUAUUUGUCUAUAGGAUUUUCUUCCAAUCGCAAAAUGACGUGUGCACUGUAUUUGGAACAUUAUUUAGACAGCCUGGAGCACCUGCCAAUCGAGCUGCAGCGGAACUUCAUGCUGAUGCGGGACUUGGACAAACGGGCACAGGACCUGAUGCGCAACAUUGACAAGCUGGCCGGGGAGUAUCUGCAGCAGGUGCGCACGAUGCCAGCGGAACGCCGCCGCGAGCAGAUGAACAACAUCCAGAAUCUGUUUGACAAGGCCAAGGAGUACGGGGAUGACAAGGUGCAACUGGCUAUCCAGACCUACGAGCUGGUGGAUAAACACAUCCGGCGGCUCGACUCUGACUUGGCCAGGUUUGAGGCAGAGAUACAGGACAAGGCAGUCAGCAACUCUCGCAAUCAGGACGAUGGCACCUCUUCAAAGAAAGGCCGGAAGAAGCUGAGGGACAAGGAGCGCAGCAAGAAGCGUGGCGGCGUAUCCUCAGAAGACGACGGUGGGUCCGGCACGGUCAAGUCAUCCCGUAAGAAACAGAAGAAGGGCGGAGGUGGCGGUGCGGGCGGCGGUGCCGGGAGCGGAGGAGGGUCAGGGGGUGCAGGCAGCGGCGACGGCGGGGACUUGGGCGGCGGUGCGGCAGUGGCAGCAGCGUUGGCGGGCAUCGCGCACCCGUCUGACGUGCUGGACAUGCCGGUGGACCCCAACGAGCCCACCUACUGCCUCUGCCACCAGGUCUCCUACGGUGAGAUGAUCGGCUGCGACAACCCCGAUUGUCCUAUAGAGUGGUUCCACUUUGCUUGCGUGGGUCUGGUGACAAAACCGAAGGGCAAGUGGUUCUGUCCAAAGUGCACAGCGGACCGCAAGAAGAAAUGAGCAGAGUGGAAUGCGGUGGAGUCUGGACGCCCAGGCGUAUGCGUUUCUGGCAGCAGAAAGCCUGUCUGUGUUCACUCAGCAGUGUGGAACAGUUGCUUAGAAUGGUCAGUUAUCUUCAUCUUCUACAAUCCCAGUGUGAAAUUACUCAUAAAUUGUGGUACUUCAUAAUGACAAAACAUAUUAGAGGAUUGCAAAGGACAACACACAGUUACAGAUUCUCACUAAGUUCGUCUUUGUCACGGAAGAUAGGUAACACCACAAGAGUAAAUGUCAUUAAGAAUUCAGUUAAAAGGAAAUUGUGGUUCUUAUUAUUUUAAACGAAGGAAACAUGACAGAAUCACAAUACUGUUUAUCUUUUACAAUAUUUAUGUUCCUUAUUAGUCUAGCAAGAAAAAUUUUGUCAGUUCAAGGCCCAUCACAUCUUAAGUGUUUUACACAAUUAUAGAAAUUAUUCUGUGGGGAGGGUUGUGUGGGUGAAGAUUGUCCACACUUCGUUUGGGAAUCUGCGUACAGUUAUUGGAAUGAGUGCCACACCUCCGUUGUAUCAGCCGUGGAUCUUUGAGCUCUGAAGUCCAGCUGCUUGUAUGUUAGUGUUUACAGAUAUAAAAACAAAGUGAAGGUGGUGAUGCCAUCUGGUACCAAAGUUUUGGAGUUUUAUCAAAACUGUUAAAAUUUCCUGCCCCACAGUAAUGUUUUGAGCAUUUAAAUCGGCUGUGGAAUAGCCUCAAAAGUCCUGAGCCAUGGGUUGCUGUGGCAAAUUAGUCACGUGUUCUCAUCAAACAGAGUGUAAGAUAUGAGCUGGAGCCAUCUUUAUAUUAAUUCUUCACAUUUGAUCUGCAAAUAAUUCAACCACUAACUGCAAUUUUUCUGUAAUAAGAACUUUCAUCACUAAACUAAGGAACAGUAUUAUUUAGUGGGAAUUUGUGUGUAUAUCCGAACUAAAAUGCGCUUAAGAAAAAUGUAAAGUUCUGGGAAGACAGAAUGGCUGGUGGUGCUUAAAUUCCCUUUCAGUAGUUCCGUCUCCUAUGGAUUUAUAUGAGUUGUAGACACUGUGGAUGACUUUCCUGCAAUCUUUCACUAUGGGACAUCACAGUUUGAAAUUUUGUGGCUUGUAUGUUCGCCCCCAGGAGGCAGAAGUGGAGGAUGAUUAAUUUAUUAUAAGAAAGAGUUUGACACUAGUGAGGGAAUAUAGGAGCUAUAAAAGAAUGUCCACAGCGAACAUUGUAUCUACAAAGAUUUUCAAAGACUAACUGACUGGAAUUGUCAUAAUUUGUUAAUAUUGCCAUUCUUAUUGGAAAAUUUUAGGGUGUGUUAAGACUAGGAAUUUUAAAUUAUUACAGCUGAUGGUGGAAUGAUAUAUAUCGUAAAAUUUACUCUGCAGUGCAUGUUGUGAAAAACUGUGAUGGUGUGAAGUGUAUCAGGGGGAGAAAUAUUUUUUUGUUCAGACCACACAUCUGGCUACAAUGGCAAAGUUUAGACAAAGUGCACAUGUAGGUGCCUGAUGAUGUUUAUGAAAGAAAUGUGUUACAUAUUAUAGAUAUUCUAAUCCAUGAAUAAGGUUUAAAGAACGAAAUUGUCAAUUUUUAUGCAACUGUGGAUAACUUUUUAAUCUGUUUUUCUCUUCCACAUCCUCCUGUUAUUUUUUUCCUCUUCUUUUUUAAGUAACUGAAAAGUAUUAUGUUAUUUGUUUAUAUUUUUAUAUUGCAUAUAUGUAUGUAAGUGUAUAUACAACAUAAUUUAAUGUGUUCUUUUGACAAUUAAUUGCAUAGAUUUUUUAACAAAUAGAUCUGUAUUUAUAAAAAAAUUUUAGUGUAUGCUCAGUUUUAGGUAUUCUAUGUCAAACUCCUUAUGAAUCCCUUCCUGUUGAAAAUAUUUUAUACUCUGGGUUAAUCGGCUUUAAUGACUAAGAUUCCACUUAAAGUGUGGUUCCUGCUAUCUUCUUUGGCUUACAGAAUUAAGGUCAACAUGAUAAGAUUAGUUUGUUUGCAUGUUGAAUACUUUAAAUAAUUGUGAUAUAACAUUCAGAUAUCCUUUGAUGUGUUUCAUGUAUAAAAAAUAUUGUGUCAGUAAUGAUUGAAAAUGAUCAAGUUGUUGUUAAGUAUAAGCCUCUGUGUUUCACUUAGCAUACACAGUUCUGUACUAGAACAUGUUGUAAAGUAUUAUGUCAAAAGAACAUUAAAUUACAUUUUCGUA
Molecule: messenger RNA, 3208 nt
Organism: Schistocerca gregaria
Lineage: Eukaryota; Metazoa; Arthropoda; Insecta; Orthoptera; Acrididae
Gene: Ing5
Product: inhibitor of growth protein 5
Exons: 5
Coding region: 185-1015 (276 amino acids)
Biological process (GO): regulation of DNA-templated transcription
Cellular component (GO): nucleus
Source: RefSeq, a predicted model, not a curated record